Physella acuta is the source of this 3731-nucleotide messenger RNA. RefSeq names its product protein-glucosylgalactosylhydroxylysine glucosidase. Gene Ontology annotation, molecular function: hydrolase activity, hydrolyzing O-glycosyl compounds. The record is from RefSeq and is a predicted model, not a curated record. Gene Ontology annotation, biological process: carbohydrate metabolic process. Lineage: Eukaryota; Metazoa; Mollusca; Gastropoda; Physidae.
UUGGCAUGCACAAAUCUUAAGCCAGGUCAUUCAUAAUCACCACGACUGCUGUGUUAGAUAUUGAUAAUACAUGAAUCUAUGAGAUUUUCUUAAAAGACCAGAGCCAGCUAAAGUAUGUGACAGUUGUGUGGGAUGUAAUCAAAGUGCCUCCUGCAACAACGGGCUGCUUGCGUUGAGUGCUGCCUAUUUUUAGAACUGCUCAAACUGUCGUGUGCUGUAUGAAAUCCUGCUUUUAUAUCGGGAUUAGGCCUAACUGGUCCUUAUCCGUUUGUGGCUUGCAAUAAUGCGAAUAAAUGCAGCAAAGUGAACAUUUUAGUAAAAUAUGUAGACUUUACAUAUGUAUUAAAUCAAAGUUUUUUCCAAGUUUGCAACUGACAGUGCAUGAUAAAAUAAUGUAAAUAAGCGGCCGCUCUCUACUGGAGGUCAUGGGCGGCUCAAAAGAGUGUCCAUGGGCGCUGAACUGUGGAUAUACCAUCAGUAGCCCACUUGCAAGAAUCUGCAUCCAUUUGUACAGUGGUGGUUGUACUGGUUUUAUCUAGUGUGUUGUCCUGUAAUGACGUCAGCCCUACUGGCCAUGCUGCUCUCUGUCGUCUGCUCCUCUAUUUUACUGGUGACCGUCUUGAUGGGAGAGACGUGGACCACAGGAACUGGUGACGUAGUAUACAACAACCUGCAUGCAUUUGGCGCUCUCUUGCCUGACGCUCCUGCUGCUCAGAUCUGGAAGCUGGGCCACUCGCCCCUGCCUGCCACCCCCCUGCCCGAAGAUGCCACUGUUUUCACAAGUGCUGACAUGCCGAAGCGAGGCGACUACUACCCCGAGGUGGGCAACGGUCACGUGGCUACCGUGGUACAGAGCGACACCAUCUGCAUGAACGGUCUGUACAACGGCCACAACAUCACCAGCCACAGGGCCAGGCUCGCCUCACCCGUCGGCUACAGCCUCACCCCGGCCCGACCCACGGGGCUCACACGCAGCUACAGUCUGGACGUGGGCAGAGCUAUCUUCAGUGAGUCCUACACAGCCCCGGGGGUCGACAUCACGCUACGGACCUACGCACAUCGUCAGCUCACGGCUGUUCUGGUCAACGAACUUGUCUUGUCCCGGGAUGACGUCACACAGGAAGUGACGGUGACAACACACUUGAACACAGGACAGCCAAGUGAUGACGUUAAGUUUCUCAACGACACACCUGGAUUUCAGCAUGGCCAGACACUGGAGGCUGAGUACCCUGAGAUAGCUCCCCCAACAGACUUUUACAUCAAAUCUACAGCCGACCUUCCGCCAACAGUGACCUUGACCCCUGGGGUUAGUUCAAUGACCUUGCUACACCUGACUGCCAUCGACGUUAAAAAGGAGAUCGUGCAGGCGGCUUUUGAUCAAGCCCUCUCCCAGUUUGCCCAGGGAACUCUACUGGCUAAUCACGUGAGUGAGUGGACCAAGGUGUGGACCAAUGGCCGUAUAGACACCAAAGGGGACGUCAGCGUGGCACGCCUCAACUACGCCAGCUUGUACUACAUCCUCAGUUCUCUCCCCUUCAAUGGAAGCCGACCAGACUGGCCGUUCAUUGGCCUGUCUCCCGGGGGUCUCGCUCACGGUGUGGCAGGCAGGGACUACAACGGUCACGUGUUCUGGGACCAAGACACGUGGAUGUUCCCGCCAAUCGCCCUGCUCCACGCCGACCUAGCCCGCACCAUCACGGAGACGCGGCUCAAGACGCUGGACAGUGCCCGGCUGCUGGCCCAGAGGACGGGCUACCAGGGGGCGCGCUAUCCUUGGGAGUCGGCCUUCACAGGACUAGAGACGUGUCCCGCCGAGCCCUACGGCGAGAUGGAAAUUCACAUUAACGGUGACGUCACGGUGAUGUUACGUCAGUUCUGGCAGCUGACGCAGGACAAGGAUCUGAUGUCACGUGGGGCGGAAGUUGUCUGGGAAACGGCCAAGUUCUGGAGCUCCAGGGUGACCCAGAACCCUGACCACACUUACAGCAUUCAGGGUGUGAUGCCACCAGAUGAGUACAACUACCCUGUCAACGACUCCGCCUACACCAACAGCAUCGCCUCAAUCAACUUGGCAUUCGCGAACACGCUGGCCCAGGUCUUUGGCAAGCCAGCUAAUCAAACCUGGGCUGACAUCAGCAAGAACCUGCGGAUCCCGUACGACCCUGACCUUGACUACCACCCAGAGUUUGAGGGCUACCAGCCGACGACCCGCACCAAGCAGGCAGACGUCGUGUUGCUCGACUUCCCGCUCAUGCGUGACAUGGCGCCUUCCACGCGGAAAAACGAUCUGACGAUAUACGAGGCGAGUACACCAGUCGGCCCCGCCCCUGCCAUGACGUGGGGCAUGUUUCUGCUCGGCUGGUUACAGCUCGGCAACCAAUCCAAAGCCUCGCAGCUCUACGACCGUGCCGUCUUGAACGCUCAGCAGCCAUUUCUGGUGUGGUCUGAGAACUCGGAUGGUGACGGCGCUACCAACUUCCUCACCGGCAUGGGAGGCUACUUGCAACUCGUCCUCUUUGGCUAUGGCGGCGCGCGCAUUUAUGACGACCAUCUGACCUUUGACCCAGUUCUGAUCACAAGGACAACAGAGGUCACGUUUACUGGUCUGGACUACCGAGGCUGCAGCUUUGACCUCAGCUACAGUGAAAGUAACUUAACCUUGACCCAAACUCAGGUGAAUGCGGGUCACGUGGGGUUAAAGGUCAAGUUCGCGGACUCGGCUGCAUGGGUGUCCCUAACGACUGGUCAACCGGUCCUGAGCAAGAGGCAAAGUUUGGCUCUCAUGUCUGUCGCAUAGGCCAGAAGUCACGUGAUGGACUCACGCGUGACGUCACACUACAACUUGAGAUCACGCGUGACGUCACACGCUUGCACAGUGUUUCUUCCAGACUUUUUUGUCCGGUGGGGGGGGGGGGGUGCCUGGAAGAAACCCUGCGCUUGCUUUAGUAGGCAUUUGACGUCACUUGAUUUGAACGCGAGUGAUAUCCCACGCCAUCGUUAGAACUGCUCCAGCAUAUUUUGAUCUUGUUCAUUUCAAACAAAAAAUAGAGAUCUAGCUCAAUCCUUUAAACAUCCUUCACUCUAGGCUCGCAAUGUUUGCCUCACGAAAUUUGUGUUUGUUUCCGGCUUUGUUAAUUGUUUACUAAUAUGUGUCGUCUCUCCCCCCCCCCCCCUUGCAACCCGUUCCCUCGCCUUGUCCAACCCCUGACAGGGGUCUGCAACCAGCAUCUCCCAGCGUGGCUCUGUGCCGUUAUUUGAUUGGUUAACUGCGGCUCUGUCAGCCAAUGUAAACAACAGUUGCCAAAAGCUGAAUUAAAAAAGCGCAAUCAAACCUCUUGCUGUGUGCAGCAGGUCUGCUAGAGGGCAGCUAAGAUAGGACGUCCAGCUUGGCUUCUGCGGUUUUCUUUCAGAGAUCUUGUACUCAUUGGCACUUGAAGUAGGUCGCCGCCCCUGACCAGAGGUGAAAACAAUUCGUUUGGUGACCUCAUUUGUGCCCUCUUUGUUUAGGCUCUGCAACGUGAAUGACGUCAUUCAUCGACCCAAGACACGUCACCUUUUAGCUAGCGCAGGAUGCUGUCAUAAAGUUGGCACAUGUCCAUUUUUUUAUGACCCCACGUGACCUGACCCGCUUACACCUAAAUGCUUGUGUCUCAAUUACACUAAUACAUUACUUCUAUAACUAUACACAUUUGCUUAUAUCAUUGACAUUAAUAAAAGAUAACUAAAAACUA